AUGAUGCGGGCAAGGCCACACGUUCCUUCUGCAGAGGAAAAGGAACUAAGAAAAGUAGCCGAAUCUCAGCCGUUUCCAAGGCGCCGGAAGGCAGCGAAUCGUAGUGGAAAAAAUGGUAUUUCUGCCACGUCCAUUAUAUUUGGUGGUCUGGUAUUGCUGAUUCUGCUUCUCCUUUGGAUAUCAUCCUUUUCCAAUGUGAUUAUGCAUAACAAUGAAUUAUUUCAGUCUGAUAAAGCAGCUAAUGAAAUCCAUGUCCCCAACAGUCCAGCAGAGCUUGCACAAAGUCACAAACAAAUUCAGCAGAAACAUUUAGAGGCACCAUCCAUUGACUCGAUUGUGGAAUCGCUGAUGGGACUUGCCGACAUGCCAUUUUCUGAGUUGCAACAUGUACUCGAAGGGGGAGAAGAUGCUGAAGCGGAACUCCGACAAAAGAACCCAUUUCACCUGGACGAAUUGCAAGAAGGCAAAUGUCCGUGGGCUGAAGGAACUCAGCUAUCCUGGCUUCCUCCUCAGAAAUCACUAGAAGCACCACACCUGUAUCAAAAAGAGUUGCAAGCAAAACAAUUGAGGAAAAAGAAUACUGGUGGCCCUAUUGCAGCUGUCUACUAUGAGCAUUUGAGCAAGGCAGGAGGGACGUCCUUUUGCAAAUUGGCCCAAGCAAACAUGGCACGACGACUUGUCCCCAACUAUUAUUGCAUGCCUUCGAAACCAAACGAACCAGAUGCCCGUGUUGGUGCUUGGCCAAUUGACGAGCUGAAAGAGUAUUUUCAAACAACGACUAAUCGUCUCGUGUCUAAUGAAUGGGAGCCCUUCAAUCUCAAGUACAUGGACGAGUUUGAAUUUGACCCAAAUUUGCAAUUGGUCUUUGUUACAUCAUUGCGGCAUCCAAUCAACCGUCUCAUGUCUGCUCACAAGUUUUGGGGGAUCCUGCACAAUCCAGCAGAGAAGAAGCCUACCAUUGAACAAUGGAUUACACGAUACGCUCAAAGGGCCAAGCACUGGACGAUUAUGAAUCCCGAUUUUACUGCCAACGUCGGACGCUUUGACUUUGCCACCUGGAAGUUCUCCGGAGGAACCUUGCCCAUGCCAGAGUCCAACCUACAUGCGGAAAGAUACUUGAAAUCACCGACUCCUGAUCCAGCACUCUUGCAAGCAAAGGAGGAUUGGAAAGAACCAUUCGAGACAGCGAUACGGACUCUGUCGAAGUUUGAUUUGGUCAUUAUCAUGGAAGAGUUAUCCAAGCAUCCACAACCCGUCACCAAGAUUCUGGGGUGGAAGGACUUUUCCCAAGCCCAUGUAGUGCCAUCCGGAAAGGUAAUGAAUAACAAGGCAUCCAGUGAACUGGAUUCUCACGAAUAUGACCUACUGUGGCAAGCGAAUGCUCUAGACAUGAUACUGUACUACUGGUCAAUGGCCGUUUACCUGACAAGAUUGCAUUGUGCAGAUUUGCUUCCAGCCGACGAUACAGCCAUAAUAUAG
This is a messenger RNA of Cylindrotheca closterium, 1479 nucleotides long. Lineage: Eukaryota; Bacillariophyta; Bacillariophyceae; Bacillariales; Bacillariaceae. The record is from the annotation of a GenBank genome assembly.